AUGGAGCAACUAGGCUUUGAUGGCAUCAACAGAUUUGCUCUAGACUACUACUUGGGUCAGGGAUUGAAGGUGUCUUUUGAUCGUCUUGUGCACGAAUUGGAAGGCGGAGCACGCGUGUGUGGCGGAGACGAAGGUGACAAUCAAAAUCUCCUUUAUUCUUUAAAGUACCUAACGGAGUAUGCCUUAAAGAAAGAGUUUGAACAAGACUUAGAAGGUGAUUUGCACGCUUCUCAAACUGAUGGAUAUCACAAGAAUUCAACUAUUGAAAAUAUCGAUCGAGUAUUGUGUAGCCAACAACCGGGUAAUUUCAGUUUCCCGCAAUUACCAACCGCUGACUUGGUAAAUAAAGUGAGCAAUGGCAUUAACUUUACUGAACUGAUAGAAGUAAGGGAAAGUACACGAGUCAAGAUCAAUCAACUACUUUUACAAAUUUUGGAAGAGAAUUCAAGCUUGCAAAUAACUGGUCAAGGACCCUCCAAAGAUUUAUUCUUGUACGCAGCACAAUAUCUUCAAGAAGUGAAAAGACGUACCGAUGUAAGUGAGUUUUAUUUCAACAACACCGUGCGAGCUUUUCUUGGCUCUAAUGAGUUGCAUAUUGUCCCAUAUGUGGAAUUUGUCGAAGCCUUUCGAUCGAAACUCUUGUCCACUAUAAAGAUCCUAACACCCAGCUUCAAAGAAACACAAAGCUCAACCCAAAACCUGUUAAACGAACUACGAGAAAGAGGUAAUAAUUUGAUGUCAUUCUUGUGCUAUGCUCAAGCAAUAAAAGUAUACACUGAAGCUUUGUUGCUUGCGCCACCAUUCACACACGAUGAUGAGUCGCAAAUUUACACCAACAGGGCAAUUGCGUUUAUAGGUCUCAACUGCGUCCCCGAAGCUAUAGAUGAUUUGAACGCUGCAAUUGUUUUAGACCGUGCAUUCACUCCAGCUUGGACCCAAUUAGGGUACUGCCACUUGUAUAUGGGAAACGGCUUGCUUGCCUUGGAGUGCUAUGACCUUGCAUUAAGAUCCGCAGUAGGGGAGAUAUUGCCCAACAACUUUCCUAAUAGCGGAUCUAUUGUUGAUGAAUAUAGGAGCUUGAGAACCAAGACGGUGUUGCCUCAGUUUAUCAAGAGAUUGAGCUCAGCGAUUGCCUUGACCGAAAAAAGAGCUUAUCAACAAGAUGUUCCAGAAGACAAAAUCAAAAACAUAAUCAGCGAUGUUAGAAAAUUGCUCGCUCGAUUAAGAGCAGUUGGACCAGAAGUUGAUCGCGAUUGCUUUACGUACAUGCCUGUUUAUCGUGACUCUUCUUUGAGAGACCUUUCACAGCGAAUCAACGAGAGUCGUCCAAAUAUAUUAACACCUGAGGUGACGCAGAACAUGCUUGCCAGGAAUGGUAUGGAAACAGCCACCGUUACCGAGAUCGAAAGACCACCUCACUUUAAUACAGAGCGCAACCCCACUGCUCGCAAUCCGGCUGGCAAUAGAGAAGGAAGUCCAGAUAUCCAAGUUUUUGGGCCCAUGAACUCUGAAACAUGGCCCCUCAGUAGUCUAAGAGAUAUGAUAGGAGGAAUUGCAGAAGGUGGCACAAGAAAUACAGCACAAAAUUCACAACAACCCGCUCCGGGUGGUGAUACAACCGGCUCUGGGGCUGCUGAUGAUGAUGCAGCUGCUGCUGCUGAUACGGGCACUGGGGAUCAAAGCAACUCUGCAACAAACAACUCAAAUGCGAAUACGAAUGCCAGUCGGUCGCCUAUGUCCAACGAACGCCCAAAUUUAUCAAAUAUGUUACCUGAUGCUAUUCGCCAUGUAUUGAACCCAGGCUUAUUAAACACUUUUGAAAGAUUUACGCAGGGUGAGGGAACUGGAGCUUUAUUUGUCAAUGGGGUUGAGGUCUCUGGUAGGAGCAAUAAUAGACAGGGCGGUGAAAACACGGCUCAUUCGGAAACUCGACAACAGGCUGGAACCCAGACACAGACCGAUCUGACAAAUACCGAAGAAACCAGAAAUAGGGCACGUGACCAAAGCAAUUCAGGUGAUAAUCCUCCUGAUUUUGACUUCAAUGAUCAAGAGUUAGACUGA
This is a messenger RNA of Lodderomyces margitis, 2061 nucleotides long. Its product is annotated as tetratricopeptide repeat protein. The record is from RefSeq and is a predicted model, not a curated record. Gene Ontology annotation, biological process: post-translational protein targeting to endoplasmic reticulum membrane. The transcript has a single exon. Gene Ontology annotation, cellular component: membrane; TRC complex. Gene Ontology annotation, molecular function: protein binding; molecular adaptor activity. The coding region runs from base 1 to 2061 and encodes 686 amino acids. Lineage: Eukaryota; Fungi; Ascomycota; Pichiomycetes; Serinales; Debaryomycetaceae.